Molecule: messenger RNA, 5019 nt
Organism: Asterias rubens (European starfish)
Lineage: Eukaryota; Metazoa; Echinodermata; Asteroidea; Forcipulatida; Asteriidae
Product: lysine-specific demethylase RSBN1L-like
Exons: 5
Coding region: 1-1902 (633 amino acids)
Cellular component (GO): nucleus
Source: RefSeq, a predicted model, not a curated record
AUGGCCGCCUUAGUGGCUGACGAUUCACAAACAACGCACGUUGUCGACGACAAAAACGACUCCGAAAACAACAUUUUUGCGAAAUUUCAAAACGAGGUAAGCACAGCCCAAGAUUCGACGGUAGAAUUAUCACCCACGAGUCCAGAAAUCGGGAAGAGAAGACGGGUACAACAUGAUUAUCGACGGCUUUCGAGUUCUGGAUAUUUAGAGGAGGUUUACAGCGACUACAGACAGCGUUAUUCAAGCACGAGCGAGUCCGAAGUUUCCACCACACCAUGUGCCGUGAAAAUCGUCCGAACACGGUCGUAUUCUCCGGGUCGUGCAUCAGAUGAAAGUCCAGCAGUAAUGAACGGCAAUUCACCUACAUCUUUACCGGUGUUUACCCCAGCUGCAGGUGAUGGUAAACAAAGUAACAACAUGUGCCUGUCGCCUCGGAUUGUGAAAAAUGACGGCUGUCCGAAAUUAAAAUUACAUAUAAAGAAAGAAGACUAUGAGAGAAAGCCUAAGAAGCAUAAAAGGCAUCACCACCACCAUCAUCACCACCACCACCAUCGAGAACGGUUGAGCUACGUUCCUGUGCCCGAUGUAGAUACCCCAAUUACAACCCACAGACAAACGUCCUCAGAGUUACCAGACAGAGAUCGCCUUCUAAAAAAGACUGAUGCGCACACAAACGGUACCAUCGAUGGUGAGUUUGGAAGGUACAUGCACAUUGAACGCCAGCCGAACGGGGGCGCUUCGGUGUUACACGUUUACUCUGAUGAAAUCGAACACCUUCACUGUGAUGAGAUGGAACGAUUUGUUAAGGUGUAUUUCGAGAACGUGUACGGAGAGAGCCAGCCUGGUGUAGCCAAUCAUGUCAUGGGAAUCGUCCAUGGAUCGGCAGCUUAUCUCCCGGACCUUAUUGACUACUUUUCAACACACCAUCCCAACACCAUCGUCAAGAGCCAAUUGAUGGGUAAGUCGGACAUUCUCUCCACGACCAUGCCGGAGUUCCGCAAAGAGAUCCGACGGACAUAUCGCCACGGAACAUACCGAUCGGGGCCAUUACUUCAGAUGAGCCUGGUAGGGACGGUCAACGAGGAAGUUGGCGACUUCUUUGAGGAUUUUGUGGACCUUCUUGAGCAGGAUCCAUUUUUGAAGUAUGUGAUGCCUUGGGGACCAGCGUCCGUGGUCAAGAUGAACAAACGGACAGAGAGUAACGAUGGGCCAAUCUUAUGGGUGCGACCUGGGGAGCAGAUGGUACCAACUGCUGACAUGCCAAAAUCACCCAUGAAAAAGCGAAGAGCGGCAGUCAACGAGUUACGAAACUUGCAGUACCUACCCAGAGCGUCGGAACCACGUGAGAUAUUAGUUGAAGAUAGAACGAGAUGUCAUGCCGAUCACAUCGGUCAAGGGUUCGAGCGAAUGACCACAGCGGCUGUGGGCCUCCUGAAAGCAGUACAUGCUGGUGAUGAAGGUGGUCCCGACCGAGAUGUGAAGGAUGUUGUCGCUUUCUCAGCAGCCAACUUCUUUGACGUCGUUGAAGGCCUUCAACUGGACUUACAUGAACCUCCUGUUUCUCAGUGUAUUCAGUGGAUAGAGGAUGCCAAGCUGAAUCAGCUAAGACGAGACGGCGUCCGCUACGCCCGCAUCAAACUCCGCGACAACGACAUCUACUUCAUUCCCCGCAACGUGGUGCAUCAAUUCAAGACGGUAUCAGCCUGCGUCAGCAUCGCCUGGCACAUGAGACACAAGAUGUACUAUCCCAACUCCGAGCAAGACGAAGAGGAGGACGAGUCUCUGGAGAACAAAGAGAACAAAGAGAACAAAGAGGCGACGGAGCAGGAGGACAACAACGAUGCGCAGCAGGCCGACAAAGUGACUGGAGUGGAGACUAAGAUGGAGACGGGGGAGUCGUAGUACACAGUCGGUGCGGUACAGUCAGGCUAUGCACUUUCAUCACACCAUCUUUGUCUAGCUCCUCGUUUACGUAAUGAAGAUUGCAGUCUUAACAAAAAUGGGCCAGACAAUUUUUUUCGGUCUGUUUUUUGUCUGAGAGGAAAGCAAAUGGGCGCUCCGUACUCGCAACUCAGUGUACUAUUUCAGAGGACCCGAUUUUCAUAAGUUUUUGUAUUUAUUGUGAGGUUACAAGGGGAUGGUGUUGUAAAGAGAUGGUUGCAUUCAAGAGUUGACAAGAUUAUGAAAGAUUUUGAAGGAUCGGACAAAAUUUCAUUGAGAAUAAAAGUUGGCUUUCCGCAGAAAAAUCUUGUUAACCAGAAACAGUUUACAGUUCCAAAUGCCAUGCACUGGCUUGGUUCCAAUGGUGCCCUGCUUUUUUCAUUGAAAAGCAAAGGUUACCAUGUUGCUUUACUUACUAAUUUCAUAAAACCUGUAAGCACAAAAGCUUGCUAGUAGCACACACAAAAAAAGCUUGCCUAGUGAAAAUAUUGUACCAGCCAGAUCACAGUUACCAUUACUGUGACUGGCUUAGCAAAUUUGCUGUGCAGAAUUUUCUGCUUAACAGCUUUAUGAAAUAGGGCCCAACAAAUUUUUUGACAAAACCAAUCCAUACCUCACCAUGCCAGAACAGUUGUAUUUUGAGGCACACACAUGCUGAUGUAGAGAGUAAAGCCUUUGCCCAAAGUGCUUCAAUGAGAGUGGUAAACUGGAGAAGCCAACAGCUGUUCUUAAGUGCAUUGGAAUUUGAGAUAAGUUUCUUAACCUUAGGUAUGUUUUGUUCCUGUGGCAAUCUGGAGCACUAAUGGACCAUAUAUAAAAAACCAUUGAAAAAGAAAACAGUUUGGCAUGGGUUAGUUCAGUGUGUGCAUACCAUCUUGUGGCAAGGUGAAAUGUGACCAUAUGGAAGGAUUAUCAAAGAUUUUCUGCAUAAGUAUUGUAAUGAAAUCAGACUUGGUCAUGAAAACCAAAAUUGGACUGUUUUGGUUGUAACCUUUAAACUCUCGUUGGUUGCAAUUACCGAAAUGCUGUUUGGCAUAGUAUAUUGUAAUAAAUGGUAAAACACAAGCUGUGACCUCAAAUCAAUGGUGAACGCGCAAGAUAGUAGCCCAUUUGUCUUGCUAACCUGUGAACUACACUUACGGUGAGGCAUUUUUUUCUGCUACAGUUUGCACUAAAACUUGCUUACUGUUAAGCAGUGCUAUGAAAUUGGGUCCACAUUCGUCAUUGAUCUCAGCGGGUACUUUGUGCUUAUCAUAAUUCUCAACCAUGUUGUAAAUUAAUGACUCGUUGAAAAUUGCAGGAAUGAAAUUUAACUUCUUUUUUAAAAGUUAUGUUUAUACCGGAAACUUUAAGAUGAAGAAGAAAUCCUUGGUGUUUUUCAGAGCUUUAUAGCCACAUCAAGGUAGUGUUUUUUUAACGGCUCAUUAUUUAUUCCUAUGGUCUUGACAGUUUGAGUGCAUGCGUGGAAUAACUCCCAGGUCAUCAACUGACAACAUUGUUUUUCCUGGCCAAAUUCUAGUUAAAACACCUGAGGACCUUUUAUAUAAUACUCUCCAAAAAUGGUCUGGCUGGCUUGUACAGUUUUGAAAAGCAUCCCUAUUUUAUAUGAAAUUUGAAUCAGUAAAAAGGCUGAUGGAAUAGUGAAAUGGCUAGAUAGCUGCUCUGGCUUGUAUUUCAAACAUUUAAGUGCAAACCCUUGCACUGUCGUCACUUGUAGCUACUCUCUGCCUAUGGGAAAAUUGCCUGUGAAUCUAUUGUGUACUGCUAACCGCAUACACACAGUCUAAAAUGGACCCUGCCCUGCUUGUAGUAACUUUGGAGCUUUCAGAAAUCACAGUUUCUCCUUAAGCUGUUUUGGACAGGCCCAUGUAUGGUUUGCGCAAUUGGCUUAUCUUGCAGUAAUAAUUUGCGCAAUUUGACGAUUGUGCAGAUAAUGGUUUGCGCAAUUUUGACGAUCGAGCAGGAUUGGUUUGCGCCGGGACAAAAUUUAACCCUGUGGAGAACCCUGAACUGUCUGCUUGGGCUCAAGCUCGGGGUCAAUUUUGUGGGACUGUGUGGACUACACUCAUUAUGAGAGUUAGUUUUUCAAAAAUACCACUUGAACUUACUGCUAUUUAACUCAACUACCACGUUUAGAACUUUAUCAUGCUGCCUCCAUCUUGGUCAUGUUCCUCGUAUUGAAUAAUAAUAAUGUAUGCUACAUGUAGUAAUCAUUCUGCAAAAUAGGCACCAGACUAUUUUGUUCUACCAGCCUUGGUUUGGUAACGUUGACAUCAAUGGGACAAAUUCAAGAUAGCUGCACAAUGAUAAAGGUCUAUUGCAUCUUAAGCAAAGCUUCAAAUCAAACUUAAAGGGAAGGUACACCUUUUGAUUACUGACUAGAUGAUCCAAUGUCAUUUAAUUUAAAGGGAGGGUACUCUACUGAACAAAUUAAUUUAAGCAUCACGAACUUACUUUUUUCAGAGCAUUGGAGAGCUGUUGAUAUAUUUUUUAAAUGUUAGGAACAACCCCCUUUUAAGUAAUGUUGAACUACAUUUCCUCUUUCUCUAAAACUGUUUAGAAAAAAGGGUAAUUUUUCACCAACGACAUUUUUUGUGAACAAAAUUUUCGCUGUAUCUGGAAGCACAUUCUGUGCAACAAGGGUGUGUUUUUUUUUCAUUAUGUUCUUGCAACUUAGUUGGCCAGUUGAGCAUAAACUUUCACAGGUUUGCUGUUUUAUGCACAAAUACUUUGGGAUGCACCGAGUUAGGAUACUGGUCUUUGACAAUUACCAGUAGUCUACCCUGCCUUUAAAGUCAAACCCGCUACAAGCUCUACCAAACGCACUUAAUUGUUUACACAAAAUGACAACAAAUUUUUGAUUAAAAAAACAGCAAUAAAUAGCUUUUUGGGGGCGAAAUUUAAGAAAACAAAUUUGACAAGUUCAAUUAUUGGAAUAAAUUUAUUUUUCUAAAAUAAUAAGGUUGUAUGUUCCCUUUAAGAGAUUGAAGGCAGGGCUGUAUGCUACGUUUUUGAAAGGGCAAGGGCACCAAGGCAAUUUCUCUUUGUCAAAGGGCACCCUAUGAGGAAAUUGUAAAA